This is a messenger RNA of Tetranychus urticae (two-spotted spider mite), 4444 nucleotides long. RefSeq lists its product as uncharacterized. The record is from RefSeq and is a predicted model, not a curated record. NCBI's taxonomy places the organism in Eukaryota, Metazoa, Arthropoda, Arachnida, Trombidiformes, Tetranychidae.
AUAAAAAGACAAUUUUUAUUUUUAAAAAUAUUCACAUGAAAUCAUCAUGAAUUUAUAAUACAAGUUAAUAAUUGUCUAAACAUAUCAGUUCAUUUUAAACGGUUACUUUUUAAAAAUACAUUUUGUCAUUUGGUGAAGUAAGAGUUACUUGUUGCUCUAUUACAAUGUCAACAGAUGGAAAACACGAGAUUCGUAACUCAAUGAUUAUUUUAUUAUCUCUCUUCACAGUUUUACAUUAAUUAUGUUUCUCACUAUUUUUAUCAUGUUAACCUAUCAAUGUUCAUAUUUUGUCCAGUCGCAAACCUCAUGUACUCCAAUCGCCGUUCAAUAUAUAGUCUAUGAAGGUAAUCGAGGAUUAAUCAUUUUAGUUGGAAAAACAACUGCAAGUUCUUCCAAUCAGGCCUAUUUGAUUACUAAACCCGUUGAUUUUUUUCAUCCAUUUAGAUAUAAAUCAACCUACAAAGGCCAAAAUGUUCCUUUCGAGGGAUUUAUUCCUGAUGUUAACGUAGCCUUUUAUCUGUCUAAUAAUGGCUAUUGGGGCUUUAAAUCUUUCAGUCAAAUAAAACAUUGGACAUCAUUUGCAGAUUUGACCGCGGAACCAAUACUUCUCACUCAACCCGAUUCAACACCAGUGGCCCAAUUUAAUCCAUCAAAUCAAUACAAUGGUGCUAUAUUCAAGGCAACCUUUACAGUUCCCUAUAAAGGCAAUUACUCUUAUUGUGCUUCAAUGAUCCAAGAUGGAAAGCCAUUGUUGAAAUGUUUUGAUCCAAAGGGUGCAACUGUCCAUCAAAGCAAUGUUGGUCCCAUUGAUGCUAUUGAUUUAUUUGAAUGGGAUGGCGAUAAUUUACUUGGUGUUUACUUCCAAAAUUUCGUUACAUCUCCAGUUGGUAACAAAUUUUAUUGGUACAGAUUUUUCAGAAUUAAACAUGAAAAGAAAUACAUCUCAUUCAAUCACGUUGGACCAUGGUUUCAUAGAGCUGAACCUUUUCAUGGUUGUUAUCUUUCCUUGUGUCUUGGUUAUGAGCUGGAGAUUGCAUUUAAAAAAAACAACAGCCUACAUUUGGGCAACAAACAACAAUUCAUAAUUACAUCUGAUUGGUCUUUUGCCCAUGCUGAUUCUAAACCGGCAGUUAAUGAGUUAUGGACUCAAAAAGAGUCGAUAGCAGUGUUAAAUGAAAAUCUUUGGUAUUAUCAGGAUGGUGCUCUCAAGCUGUUGACAGGCCCUGGAACAAAGUUGGAACCUUACAUGCAGUACGAUCUAGAGCAACAUUUCGGGCAAGGCUACGCUGAUGCUGCUUUUACCUGGACCAAUGGUAAUAUCACCAGAGUUUAUUUUUUAAAAGAUUCACUUUAUUUAACCCUUUUGUAUGAUAAUAAUACUAGUUCAGAGAGUCUUUUCAGUUUUGACCAAGACUGGCAUUUUCCGCAUUAUUCGUUGACUAAUAGGUUGGAUAGUAAAAUUCACUUGAUUUCUGACUUCAAUACAUUUCGCUAUCUUGAUUCAGCUGUUGAGUAUUCAGAUCAAUCAAUACUAUUUUUCUAUGGACAUUAUUUUAUGAAUAUUACCAAUUGGAGCGAGGAUGGUCGUCCUGUUCCUGGUGAAUAUCCAAUUUACUUGAUUGCUGAAAAACUUUUAAAUUGUUCUGGUCCGGAUUUUGAUUGGCAAGGAACUCCAUAUAGUAAUUUUCAAAACAUGGUUGCAAUUUAUCGCAAUGUGUCAUUACCUAAACGUUACGUGAUACCUCCAGACAAAAAUUUAGCCAGACUCUUUACUUUUCUCGAAAUUGUAAUUGUGAGUGUUGUCUUUAUCACAUUCCAAAUGUCAACUUGUGCACUGAUUUUUGGCGGAUGUUUCAGAAGAAGAAAGCAUUCACAAGCGGUAAAGGAGAAAGAAUUUGAUUUUAAUGAAACUACAUCUGAUGAUGAAGACCCGAAACUCUCUAAAUCAAAAGAAAGGAAGAAAUGAAAAUAUCGUGCGAGGAAAAGCCCAAAUCUUACCAUGUGUUUAAUUAAGCAUGUGUUUCAAGAAAGUGCGACAUUACUCAGAAUGAGAAUGUCUGGAAUUUUUGAAGCUGAAACUACUAAAGACGAUUUAAUUUCUAAUUUAAAUAAUAUCAAGCGGAAAUCGAGCUACAGCUUCUUAAAUAUUGUAACAAAUUGUAGUUAGAUUAGAUUAAAUAAAUAAGAUAUGGUUUAUCAAACAAACAUUUAAUCAAUGGUUCUUCAACACUGACCUUUACAGGAAAAAUUAAAUGUUAAGCUUUUCCUGUAUCAUCGAUCAGAAUAUAAGUCUCCAUUAAACUAACAUUAAACUUUCUCAUAAAUCACAGCGGUCUAACUUUCUUAACAAGAUAAUUAGUAAUCCUUUAUUUGAGAAACAAUUAAUUUAUUUUUGGAAAUUAAUUUUGAUUUAUAAAUCGCUUUUUUACCAACGGAAGAGAAAAAAUUAUAAUCUAACUUUUAAAUCUUACAGCAAAGUCAGAAUUCUAUUUCAAUGAUAGAUGGCUCUCUUACCAGUCUAUCUAAUUGGUAAAAGAAAAGCUUAGUGUAUUAUUUAGCUUGCUUUCUUAUUUUCUAUUGGUUAACCAAUUGUUACAAUUAGACAAUCAACUGUUUUUGAUGUUAUUUUUCAAAUUAAGUGCAAAUGAUAGGAAAACAAUCUCUAAAGAAUAGUUGAAAUUUCCUAGUGUUUUUUUAUUACCAAGCUGGACCAAUUCUUGACUUUCUGACCGUGAUAACUCUCGUAAUUCAAAUGAGUAAUCGGACUCCUAAUAAUUCUGACAGUGUGAUUACUGGUUCAACGGUUGGAUCAGGCCAUCGAUCCAGAGUGAAAAAAGGCACCAAAAGAGCAAGUUCAUCGCCACUAUCAUCUUUUUUAGACUCUGUAAAUACUGUCUCUGUUAUUCAAUCUGUUAAUAUACCUGAACCUAUUCCUCAAUUGGUGUAUCAAGAAAAUUCUGUUGAAAAAUCAUUGACCAUGGGUGCUAAUGUAGCAACACUUCAACCAUCAUUACCAAUGCCUACGGCAGCCGAGCUGGUUUCAUCAUCAAACAUUAUUGCUAGCAAUACCAUAAAUUCCAAUUCAAGUGAACCUUCCGCUAUUAAUAGUCAAAAUUCACCUAAUCAAUCAAUCGGCCAUGAUAUUUCUUGUAUCGACUUGACUGGUGGUGAUGAUGAAAUUGAAAUUAUAACAGAGAAGAUUAGUGUUAAACCUUUCAAAAGAAGGAAACGGGACAACAAACCUACAUCUAGGCCAUCUCAAGUCAAUUCAUGUCUACCUAUACAAUCUUUACCGUCUUUACCAUUUAUUCCCUUCGCUUCUACUCAACCAAUUUAUCCACCUAGAUCAGACUCACCAAUUGUCGAUCUCGCCAAUUCACCAUCUCCAUCUACGUCAAGCAAUUCUAAGAGCAAUGUAAUCGAUGUUCUGGUUGAAAGUGUACCAAACCAAAAGAAUAUACCUGAUACCACAGGACAAGAAACAGUGCGUUUUAAAGUAGUCAAAUGUCCUAUCUGUCUUGAAGAUGAUAAUAAGAUAUUAGCCGGUGGAGGCGAAAUUGUUGUUACAAUCUGUGGUCAUGUUUAUUGUAAAUCAUGCAUUCAUCAAGCUAUCAAAACAGCUCAUUGUUGCCCCCAGUGUAGAAGAAAACUUAAUCAAAGAAAUUAUCACCGAAUUUUUUUGUAAUGCAAAAGAUCAUUUUUGUGGCAUCUCACCCAGGUUCAUGUUUUCUCUCUCUCUCUUUAUUUCUAUUUUCCCCUUUUUCCAUCUUUCGUGCUACCACAAUGAAGUUGUUUUCUUUUGUUUUUCUCUAUCUACUUAUACACGACCUCAUUUCACCAACACUCAUCUUUAAAUAUAUAUAUAUAUACAUAACAUGUCUAUAGGGUACUCUCAGAGGUUUUGACAUUUUACAAAGCCUGAUCAAAUAAAAUCAAAGUUAGAUGGCUGUCGGAUGUUCAAAAUUCUAAAUAUUUGUGACUCUGUAGAGAAAUGGGAAAAAACUCGUAAUUUUUGGCGUUUGACUAAACUGAUAAAAUGAUCUCCAGGAGUGCUGACCGAAUCCAAGAAAAUUACGGAUCUACAGCAGAAAGUUCAUUGAUUAUCAAGAUUGGUAGGCAAAAUUAAUUUCCUUUGCUGAACACUUGGCUAACACUUUUUGCCAAACUUAAAUUAUGUAAUUGUGUGUAAUCCGCUUGACACCAUUCGAUCGAUGAUCAUAAAAUGAUUUCGACAACGAUUAGAACAAAAGAAACUAUUUAAUACUAUUUCGUACAUUUUUUUAUCAUAUGCUGUAGCACAGAUCAUUUAUGUAAUUUAGAAUUAUUAAUUUGUAUCAAAAGUUGAACCAUUAUAUAGGGAAAUCAUCUUUCCAAAUGAUAAAUAUAAGAAUCAUUGAUUAGAUUUCUUUACCAUUCAGGCAUUAAAAGAAUAUUAUUCUUAUUA